Messenger RNA from Cyprinus carpio (common carp), 3335 nucleotides. RefSeq names its product moesin a (gene msna). Gene Ontology annotation, cellular component: apical part of cell; adherens junction; microvillus. NCBI's taxonomy places the organism in Eukaryota, Metazoa, Chordata, Actinopteri, Cypriniformes, Cyprinidae. The record is from RefSeq and is a predicted model, not a curated record. Gene Ontology annotation, molecular function: cell adhesion molecule binding; actin binding. Gene Ontology annotation, biological process: positive regulation of protein localization to early endosome; positive regulation of early endosome to late endosome transport; regulation of organelle assembly.
ACGGGGCCUGUGAGAAUCCGGGCGGAGUUUAGUCAAACGCGCUCUGGUGUGCCUGCAUCGGCUGGGCUGGGUGUGGUUUUCAAAAACUCAGUUCCGUUAGCAGGAAACGACUCUAGGACCACCAGUGCUUCUCUGAGCGACAAAGACGCAGCGAAAAGUGAAACUUUGUCUCCGGGAUCUGAAAGAGAUUUGAGGAGAAGCUUUGGCGGUGGCUGUCGCUCACUCUUGCGCGGGGACGUCAGCCGAUGGGAAAAAGUUUGGCUUUCUUUUGACUUCAACUCAGUUUGUGACACGUCCGCGAGGGAAGAGACAAAAUGCCGAAAACGAUAAGUGUUCGUGUGACUACGAUGGAUGCUGAGCUGGAGUUUGCCAUCCAACCCAGCACCACAGGGAAACAGCUAUUUGACCAGGUGGUGAAAACCAUUGGGUUAAGGGAGGUGUGGUUUUUUGGACUGCAGUAUCAGGAUACCAAAGGCUUUACCACCUGGCUUAAACUCAACAAGAAGGUUACGGCUCAAGAUGUCCGCAAGGAGAGUCCUUUGCUGUUUAAAUUCAGAGCAAAGUUUUACCCUGAAGAUGUUUCAGAGGAGCUGAUUCAAGAGGCGACUCAAAGACUCUUCUUCCUUCAGGUGAAAGAGGGGAUCCUAAAUGAUGAUAUCUACUGCCCCCCGGAGACUGCAGUGUUGCUGGCAUCUUAUGCAGUGCAGGCCAAAUAUGCUGACUACAACAAGGAUGUUCACACUCCUGGAUACCUAUCCAGUGAGAAACUGCUCCCACAGAGAGUUUUGGAACAGCACAAGCUAAAUAAGGAGCAAUGGGAGGAAAGAAUUCAGGUCUGGCAUGAGGAGCACAAGAGCAUGUUGAGAGAGGACUCGAUGAUGGAGUAUCUGAAGAUAGCUCAGGAUCUGGAGAUGUACGGUGUGAAUUACUUCAGUAUCAAGAAUAAGAAAGGAUCAGAGCUGUGGCUGGGUGUGGAUGCCCUUGGACUCAACAUCUACGAGCAGAAUGACAAGAUGACACCUAAAAUUGGCUUCCCCUGGAGUGAGAUCAGAAACAUUUCUUUCAACGAUAAGAAAUUUGUCAUCAAACCCAUUGAUAAAAAAGCCCCGGACUUUGUGUUUUAUGCCCAGCGUUUACGCAUUAAUAAGAGGAUUCUGGCCCUGUGCAUGGGGAACCAUGAGCUUUAUAUGAGACGCCGUAAACCCGACACCAUCGAGGUCCAGCAGAUGAAGGCACAAGCCAAGGAGGAGAAGAACCACAAGAAGAUGGAAAGGGCCAUGCUGGAGGAUGAACGUAAGAAGAGAGAGCAGGCUGAGAAGGAGAAAGAGAAGAUUGAAAAAGAAAAAGAGGAGCUGAUGGAGAGACUCAAAGUGAUAGAGGAACAGACGAGAAAAGCUCAGCAAGAGCUGGAGGAGCAGACCCGCAGGGCGAUAGAGCUGGAUCAGGAGCGUAAACGCUCUCAGGAGGAGGCGGAACGCCUGGAACGGGAGCGCCGCCAGGCAGAGGAAGCCAAAGCGGCUCUGCUGCAGCAGUCUGAGAGCCAGAUGAAGAACCAGGAGCAUCUGGCAACUGAACUGGCUGAGUUGACUUCUAAGAUCUCUCUGCUUGAAGAUGCCAAAAAGAAGAAAGAGGAGGAAGCAUCAGAGUGGCAAAUGAAGGCCACUCUGGUGCAGGAGGACCUGGAGAAGACUAAAGAGGAGCUGAAGAACAAAGUCAUGUCAGCUCAUGUUCCAGAGCCUGUGCAUGGCGAAAACGACAACGACGAUGAUGAGAGCAGCGCAGAGGCCUCCGCAGAACUCACCUCCGCAGCGGCCUAUAAAGACAGGAGUGAGGAGGAGCGCAUGACAGAGGCUGAGAAGAACGAACGAGUCCAGCAACAUCUGCUGGCUCUUACUUCUGAGCUUGCUAAUGCUCGUGACGAGACCAAGAAGACCCAGAAUGACAUCAUCCACGCAGAGAAUGUACGAGCAGGACGAGAUAAAUACAAGACGCUUCGUCAGAUCCGCUCUGGAAACACCAAACAGCGAAUCGAUGAGUUUGAGUGCAUGUAAAUGUACCGCAGUCAGCCAACAGGGGGAGCUACAGCCUGCCUUUUGCAUCAUUCCUGCAAAGGAACUACAGUACCCACAAUGCACCGCUCCAACAGAAAAUAAAGCCAAAUAUAGAAUAAUGCUGCACAGUUCAAAAAUCCCUUUAAUUCAGGAGUGUUGUUAGGGUUACUGCAUUAUGAUAAGGGAGAUUUAUUUUUUUGCGUUCUUUUGACCUAGAUGUAGCUUUUUUUAUUGGAAAACAUUAACGGUUUGCUGAUUAACUGAACUAAAGGGUUUUAAUUUCAGUAAAACUGGGAUUUCAGUAGGAAUUGAAGUAUAAAAAACAUUCCAGUGUUAAGAUAGAUUUCGAAAGCACUCCAGAGAGACAUGUCAGUGUGCCAAUUCCAAUCAGUAGAGUCGAUAUAUCAGAUUGCACAGUUUCAUUGUGAUGGUGUAAUAGCCUAGCUAUUGCUAUAACAUUGUAUCUAUGUGCCUUUCUAAUAAAACAACUACAGUAUAGAUGAAAAAUGCAUGGCUAUCUGCUCCCAGCAACCACUCCGCCAAUACAGGCAACCCACAAGAGCAAAGGUGUGUGUGUGUGUGUGUGUGUGUGUGUGUGUGAGUGAGAGAGAGAUCCCUGUUGAUAAUUCCUUUAGUUAUGGUUUUUCACUGCUGCAGGUUUGUGGCUGCUCCCUGUUUGCGCCUUUUCACUGAAGAGAAAAUAUCAAACUGUAUUUUUAGUUUCGUUUUUUAUCCUAUUCUUAUUUUAAGCUUUUUUUUUUUUUUUUUUUAAAAGAAGAGACUUUGGUUUUUAAGGCAUUUGAAUUUUUCGCAGUAUUAUUUUUAAGAAUCCUUUAAUAGAAUGACUCUUAAAAAGCAUCUUCUGGGAUUGAAUUUCUCCCUUUAUUUCUGAACAGUAUUUACCCAGAGUGUACACCGUUUUGAAUUGCCCCACACUUGUAGGUAGUGCCUUAGUUGUUUUGUGAUCUAUACUAAUUUUAUUUUUAUUCAUGUGGCAAUAUGCCGCACUGAAGCAAUAUGUCCCCAGCUGCUUUGGAAGAAUUCUUCAUUUGGAUCUUACUCUUGGAUACUUUCUAAACUGUUUUGAUAUACAAGAACAUGGAUCUCCUGAUUAAAAAUAUGAAGCUUGUUCUUAUCUCAUACAGCGUUCUUGUUACCUGGGUGAUUUUCUGCCUUAAGGGUGCAAGUUUUUUUUUUUUUUUAAUUGUCAACCAAUCACAGAAAAGAUUGCUGCUUAAAACAUUUUCAUUGCAACUGUCAAUAAAAUAUAUAAAUAAAUAAAAA